Alternaria ethzedia is the source of this 1206-nucleotide messenger RNA. RefSeq lists its product as uncharacterized. Bases 1 to 1206 code for a protein of 401 amino acids. The transcript has a single exon. The record is from RefSeq and is a predicted model, not a curated record. Lineage: Eukaryota; Fungi; Ascomycota; Dothideomycetes; Pleosporales; Pleosporaceae.
AUGUGGAAUCAGCUUCGCUCCUCCUUCGGCUUCCUAAAACCGCCAGAGUCCAUGCAUCGAUACAUGCCUGUCGGCCAGGUCUCCGCGACACGUUCCCGCACCCGUCUCGCUAUCAUAACGACAGCCUGCAUCAUCAUCGCUCUCGCUAUCCUCUCAAUAUCUACUCAUCCCCUGGAGAAGGCGAGGCAGUAUGGGAUACUCAAGUCUAGCGAGGCGUCCAUGCAUGACCCCAUACCCAGCAUCGUACAUUAUGUGCAAAUAAAAAAGGACGCAACAUCAACCCUGAGAUUCCCGUUCUCGAGCUUCCUGACCAUGUGCGCCGCAGUCAUGUACAUUGAACCGACGCAGAUCUACAUGCAUACCGACUUCAACGACUCCGAGAUUAGGAAUGCCAGCGAGCACGGUGACCGGUGGACUAAGGCAGUCAUCAAUACUUUCGCAAAUAUCACCACCUGGAACCGAGUAGAUGUGCCCAACUUUGCCGGCCAAAACCAGGACCAGGAAAUCUCCGCCAUCCAGCACAAGUCAGACUUCAUCCGCUGGGAGGCCAUCGCGAAAAUUGGCGGGAUCUAUAUGGAUUGGGACGUUGUGCCUCUGCGACCUCUGACGCCUCUGCUCAACGCUGGCUUUGCCUUCAUCGGCGGCCGACAUUAUGGCGGCGCGCGCGAAGGCGGUGGCAUCAACGGCACCAUCAACAACGGUGUCUUCUUGACCAAGCCAAACAGCACAAUGGCGCGAAUCGUCGUGCGCGAGCAACAUGCCGGCUUCGACGGUAGAUGGGAAGCAAAUCUACAGAGCAUGACCAGAAUCGCCGAGCGUCUCGUCCCAAUCCCGAACGAAGUCCUGAUACUUGACCGCACCGCUUUUGCCCCCACACACUGGUUUAAAGAGAGCACUGACCCUCUCUUCAAACCCAACGAAGGCAAUCCAUCGCCUGUUCCUCAGCUUAUCAACUCCACCGACCCAAUGGAGCUGUACGACAAUGCCAUUGCAAAUCGACGAAGGCGUGCGCAAUGGGAAAUGGACUUUUCUUCGACAUACAUGCUCCAUGGAUUCGCCAUGCAUGAGUACUACAAGUACAUCAAUCCGAGCACUAUCUUGAGCAGGACCAGCAACUUUGGAGUCGCGACAUACGAUAUCGUGAGACAUAUGGUGGACAAGGGUUAUAUUAGCGGGAACGAAGGGGAUGACCGCACCAAAUCAUGA